Messenger RNA from Paramuricea clavata, 1127 nucleotides. The record is from the annotation of a GenBank genome assembly. NCBI's taxonomy places the organism in Eukaryota, Metazoa, Cnidaria, Anthozoa, Malacalcyonacea, Plexauridae.
AUGCGAGAGCAAUUUGUAGCUCUGUCAGAACGUGUAACGAAAAUAGAAUCCCAACGCGUUCAAGACGUUCAACAACCACUCGCAGUUCCUCAUCCUGUCGAGGAAAGCACUGUCGAAGAAGACGAUCGCCUGUCGAUUACAGCAACACAUGCAGAAGAGAACGAUAUUUUGAGCAGCAACACAGACGGUUCUGAUGAGACCUCAUUAGCUGGCUUUGUGCCACCAUUAGAUGACUUUAUGCCGUCACCGGUAGUCGACGUACAGUCGAAAAGUACUCAUGGAAAUCUCCUGGAUAAUGUCGAUGCAAAGAACGUAGACACUCUGGCGAAACUCCGACUAGUGUCAAAUCAACAACGGGAUUUUUCGAUCCCGAACAAACAACAGCACGUCGCUGGGUUCCCUCAGCUGCCUUUGGUACAUUUCUCGAGCAAAACUUUCGACGGCGGCUCAAUACAGAGCAAGUAAAUGAGAUUAUUGGGGAAUAUUCUCCCCCAGAAACGGAUGCUUGUGUAGCUCCCUUGCUAGAUAAAAGUAUUUUAACCUAUAUCCCAUCUAGCCGAAAGAAAUUUAUCGAACAACGGGACAAAGAUUUAGCUCUCAUUCAACGAGCUACUUUAAAUGCCGCGGCACCUUUGUGUUGUUUACACGAUCGUCUUGAAUCGAACGAAAAUAUUUCAAACGAAGAUUUACGAACAACUUUACAGCAAUCGCUCUGCUUGCUGGGUUCAGCAAACCAUAUCAUUACGACCCUCCGUCGUAAGAAAAUUUUGGCAGCUAUAAAUCCAGAUAAAGUUCAACUAGCCGAACAAGAAUUCCCAAAGGCGGGAAAAAUGCUUUUUGGCGAGGAUUUAACCACUCUGGCGGCUAAACAUUCCGAGCUUACUCGGAACCUUAGUAAAAAUUUGCAAAAACCUGGUUAUAGCAAAAUGCAGUCUAAUACAUCGGAAAAUUUUCCUCGUACCAAGUACAAUACACAACAAGCUCGGGGCAAAUCUAAUCGGCCCUUUUUCGCGCAAUUCCGCACCAAACAAUCAACAACGCUUCCCGCCGGAAGCCAACCAAGUGCAAAGUUUUCGCCCAAGGCGGAACCAGCCAGACAGGCCCUGGUUCCGCCAAUAAUAAACUGA